Messenger RNA from Alosa alosa (allis shad), 7327 nucleotides. RefSeq names its product platelet-derived growth factor receptor, alpha polypeptide (gene pdgfra). Gene Ontology annotation, molecular function: platelet-derived growth factor binding; platelet-derived growth factor alpha-receptor activity; ATP binding. The record is from RefSeq and is a predicted model, not a curated record. The coding region runs from base 248 to 4597 and encodes 1449 amino acids. The transcript is spliced from 29 exons. Gene Ontology annotation, cellular component: signaling receptor complex. Gene Ontology annotation, biological process: protein phosphorylation; embryonic cranial skeleton morphogenesis; platelet-derived growth factor receptor signaling pathway. NCBI's taxonomy places the organism in Eukaryota, Metazoa, Chordata, Actinopteri, Clupeiformes, Clupeidae.
UUGAAUCAAUUACAGGUCGCUGUAGCUGAGGAGCAUUUGUUCGAGCGGCCGCGGACCCAGACGGAGGGGCGCACAUAUGCUUGCUCUCAACUCGGCUUGAGGAUUACCACUGCAACAAAAAGCCUGGACCCUUAACUGCGCCAAUUGGAGUACUUUUGUAUGGGCUAUUGAAUGCAAUUAGGAGUUUUUUUUUAAUCAAAGGGCACAAUCAAAAGGAGUUUCAAAAGCAGGCCACAGCAACGUGACCAUGGGGGGUUUCGAGACCCAUCUCACUCUUUUGGCUGUGUUAAUCAGUGUAUUACCAGCCCGGAGUGAUCCACCGGUCAUAGUUUCAAACGAAGAUGAGUUUGUUGUCGAUCUGCACUCACGGUUCAACAUCAGCUGUAUCGGGAAGAAGGAGGUAGUAUGGGCCGACCCCCUGCCCGAAAACGUUUUCUAUUAUCCUGGGUUCUUCACUGCAACACUUCUGAUUGGUGACGCUGAAGCCUCCCAUACUGGAUACUACACAUGUGUUUACGCAUCCAAAAAUGGCGAAUCUGGAAGGCACGAGGACCCAGAGGAGAACGAAUCUGAAAUAUACAUAUUUGUGCCAGAUCCCGAUGUUCCCUUCGCACCUGAGGAGAACACUGAAGUGGAGACUGACCCAAUUAGCAAUAUCAUUCCUUGUCGCGUCACCGACCCCCAGUCCCAUGUCAUUCUCAAAAGCUUGUCAAGUAAUGUCGAACUGCAGGGCUUCUAUGACAACAAGAAUGGCUUUCUUGGCAACUUUUCUGCUGGAAAUUACGUAUGUGAGACCGUUGUCAACGACGAGACGAAGAGAAGUGCAAUCUACACUGUGAUUGAAAGGAAACGACUUCCUGCAGAGUCUGUGGUGAAGCAGGACUUCCAGGUGACACUGAAAGCCAGCGAGGAGGGGGUGAUGGCAGGGGACGCCUUCAACCUCACUUGCAUCGCUCCGCGGGGGUCUGAGUACCUGCAGCAUUGGAUCCAUCCCCUAAAACAGCAGGCUGCGGAUGCUAUUCCGAUGAAGGAGACUCUUCCUGAUAAGGUGCUGUACAUCCUCAGCAUCCCCUCGGCCUCUGCCCACGACGGCGGCACCUAUGAGUGCUACGUCACCGACCGGCUCAAGGGACAGACCCGGAGCAGCACAGUGGCCGUUUCCGUCUAUGAGGAAAAGCCUUUUGUGUCGCUGGACCACAGUGGCAUUGGUGGCGUGGAGGUUAUCACCCUGCUGGAGGACACUGAGUUCACCAUCUUUAUCGAUGCCUACCCAGAGCCCAAGAUACUGUGGAAGAAAGAUGGCAUCCCUCUGGAAAAGAGCACUUUUCUCUACGCUGUCAACAGCCACGUCCUCGGAAACCGGUAUCAGAGCGUUUUAAAUCUGAAACACCCAACUGAGAAGGACAGUGGGAAGUACACCUUCAACGCCACCAGUGGUCCACACUACGCACACUUCUCUUUUGAACUCCGAGUCAAAGCUCCCAGUGCUGUGCUGUUCCCGUCGUCCCAGGCCCCAGUGCUGCUGCCCCAGAGUGAUGAGCUGGUGGUGGCACUGGGCUCCUCGUUCCGGCUCACCUGCCGGGGCAUGGCCGAGCUGGUGUGGAACGCCCCCACCUACCUGCGCGAGGAGACGCUGGACGACAAGGGCGGCCUGUUCAUCAGCAUGGUGACGGUGGAGAACGCCGGCGUGACCAACACUGGGGACUACUUCUGCGCCUACAAGGGAGCCAACCAGACGGAGGGCGAGGGCAGCGCCAUUUACAUCUACGUGCCUGAUCCAGAGGUGCCGUUCGUCCCCUCCAUGGACCCGUCUUACAUCCACGUGAUGACGGACCACGAGGAGAUGGAGAUCCCGUGCCGCGUGUCUGACCCCACCGCCAACGUCUCUCUGGUGAACGUGGAGAAGCAGCAGGAGCUGCCCGCCGAGUACGACAGUAAGAGAGGCUUCAUCGGUUUCUUCAAUGCCGGCACUUACGUCUGCAGAGCGCUCGUCAACGGGCAGGAGCACCUCAGCGAAGAGUACAUCGUCCACGGAUGGGCAGGAGGCUCUGAUCUAAAUGUAGAGCUUCUUGCUAAGAGAACUGCUCUCUUGGUGGGAGAGACGCUCACAGUCAAUUGUGUAGCCAGAGGCAGUGAGAUGCUGGAGGACCACUGGAAGUACCCUGGCAAACUGUAUGGUCGUGGUGAGAAGACCGUGAGGGAGAACAGACGAGAGAUGACCAUCAACUACACCCUGCGGGUGUCCGAUGUGUCGCUGAAGGACAGUGGCGUCUACGCCUGCUCCAUCACCGACAUCAUGAGCAACGAGAGCCAAACCAAGGAGCUGACCGUCACCGUUUAUGAGAGCCCCUUUGUCUCGCUGGUCCCUGACUUCACUCACACGGAGCAGGCCGAGCUGGAUGAGGUGCGGGAGUUCAAGGUCGACAUCGACGCCUUCCCCGGCGUCAACGUUGUCUGGCACAAAGAUGGAGUUCCUCUCGGCGGCAACUCUGCGGAGAUGACCACAAACCUCUAUACGAUCAGCGAGACGAAAUACCAGAGCGCUCUGACCCUGAUCCGUGCGAAGGCUGAGGACAGCGGCAACUACAUGGUCAGGGCCGAGACCCGGAACCAGAGCAGCAGCUUCAGCUUCUCCCUGCAGGUCAAAGUCCCUGCAGUCAUCGUGGAGAUGAUGGACCUCCACCACGGCUCCGCCACGGGUCAGUCAGUCGUGUGCAUCGCUGAGGGGGAGCCCUUGCCAGAAGUGGAGUGGCUCAUCUGUAAGAACAUCAAACACUGUGCCAAUGACUCCACCCAGUGGAGCCCGCUACCUGCCAACUCCACUGAGAUCACCGUGGACACGCACAUCAACCAGGACGUGCAGCUGGAGAGCCAGGUGAUCUUCGGCCAUCUGGAGAACACGCUGGCCGUCCGGUGCCUGGCCAAGAACGACAUGGCCACCGUGGCCCGGGAGGUCAAGCUGGUGACCAGCGGUCCUCACUCGGAGCUGACCGUGGCAGCUGCUGUGCUGGUGUUGCUGGUCAUUGUCAUCAUCUCACUCAUUGUGCUGGUCAUUAUCUGGAAACAGAAGCCACGCUAUGAGAUCCGGUGGCGGGUGAUUGAGUCGGUCAGUCCGGACGGUCACGAGUACAUCUACGUGGACCCCAUGCAGCUUCCCUAUGACUCCCGCUGGGAGUUCCCUCGCGAUGGCUUGGUUCUGGGUCGUAUUCUGGGCUCGGGGGCCUUUGGGAAGGUGGUCGAGGGCACGGCCUACGGGCUCAGUCGCUCCCAGCCUGUCAUGAAGGUGGCUGUAAAGAUGCUGAAACUCUGCACCAAGUCAGGGCCCAUCUACAUCAUCACUGAGUACUGUUUCUAUGGCGACCUGGUCAACUACCUGCACAAGAACCGCGACAGCUUCCUGAGUCACCACCCAGAGAAGGGCAAGAAAGAGCUGGACAUCUUCGGCAUCAACCCCGCCGACGAGACCAGCAGAAGCUAUGUGAUCCUGUCGUUCGAGGGUAAAGGGGACUACAUGGACAUGAAGCAGGCGGACACCACCCAGUACGUGCCCAUGCUGGAGAUGAACCAGGCCUCCAAGUACUCACACCUGCAGGGCUCCGACUACGACCACCCGCCCUCUCAAAAAAAUGAAGGUGAGGGAGAGAGUCUGCUCUCCGAUGACAGCAACGAGGGCCUCACCACCAUGGACCUCCUCAGCUUCACCUACCAGGUGGCCCGGGGCAUGGAGUUCCUGGCCUCCAAGAAUUGUGUGCAUCGGGACCUGGCCGCCAGAAAUGUCUUGCUCUCCCAAGGAAAGAUAGUCAAGAUCUGUGACUUUGGCCUGGCCAGAGACAUCAUGCAUGACAACAACUAUGUCUCCAAAGGAAGCACAUUCCUGCCUGUCAAGUGGAUGGCUCCAGAGAGCAUCUUUGACAACCUGUACACAACCCUCAGUGACGUCUGGUCCUACGGCAUCCUGCUGUGGGAGAUCUUCUCUCUCGGAGGAACUCCUUACCCAGGCAUGGUGGUCGACUCAAGCUUCUACAACAAAAUCAAGAGUGGCUACAGAAUGGCCAAGCCUGAGCAUGCAACUGAAGUCGUCUAUGAGAUGAUGUCGAAGUGCUGGAACAGCGAGCCAGAGAAGAGGCCUUCCUUCCUGAGCCUGAGUGAGACUGUGGCAUCGCUACUGCCUGCAGGAUACAAGAGGAGCUACGAGCGAAUGAACCAUGACUUCCUGAAAAGCGAUCACCCGGCUGUGACCCGCGUGCAGCGCAUGGGCGGCAGCAUCAUUGGCAUCGACGACGAUGACAACUACAUCGGAGUCACCUACAAGAACCAGGGCAAGCUGAAGGACCGCGAGAGUGGCUUCGACGAGCAGCGCCUCAGCUCGGACAGCGGCUACAUCAUCCCUCUGCCCGACCUGGACCCGAUGUCCGAUGAGGAGUACGGCAAGAGGAACCGCCACAGCUCACAGACGUCUGAGGAGAGUGCCAUCGAGACCGGCUCCAGCAGCUCCACCCUGGCCAAGCGGAUGGAGGGCGAGACUCUGGAGGACAUCACCCUGCUGGACGAGAUGUGCCUAGACUCCAGCGACCUGGUGGAGGACAGCUUCCUGUGAUCCCCAGCCCACCCAGGACAGUCCUCCAGAGUGGACACUAUGGUUACGAUGCCACACUGUGGAGGGUGAGGUGGGGUGUGAGGGCGUAGGAGUAGAGACUACAAGCUAAGCUACUACCAGCCCAUCUGCUCCCCAUCCAAAGAACACUCUGAAGACCCCCCCCCCAACUCCUUCCUCUUCAUCUCACUCCCCCUCCUGGUUUCCACCCUUGAAAUCCCUCCUCGGAUCAAAAACAAACCACUUUGCUUCCUCUGUGGUGGAGAGCCAUCAGUGACACCCCGUGCGUGUGGAUUCCUUUCACUCGAACAUUGCCCCGAGGACUGGAGGACUGACUGAGAAUGGAGACUAACAUUCGAGAAGUUUUCAGCGGCAAAAGUGUUAACAAUGUCAUAUCUCCCAUUCUCUUGAAUCACACACUCGAGAUUAUACAAUAGCCUAUGGACAUACGAUACGUGUGUGUGUGUGUAUAUGUGCGUGUUUUUAAUGUAUAGAAUUUCAGUGGGCAUUCCUGACGCAGCGAGAUAAGCAAGGACGCAUCGAAGACCUGAACAAAAGCAGCAAAACGGACUUAAACCAACAUCAGGACCUCUUUCUUUUGUAGUCCAUCAAGACUGUCAAAAACCACUACAGACAUUUAUUUAAACAAGAAAAAAAGCAUCAGAUGGUCUCUCCAAAUCCAUCAUCACACAGUCCGGACCUUUGUAGUAUUCAGCAUGGACUGCAUGUCCCUCUCAGCCACACACACAAUGUCCCUCUGGCACCAGUUGACUUCCAAUAAGGACCAAUAACUUACUUUGAAAUGAAAAGCACAAUCGCUGAACUAUAAAUCUAUGUUUUAUAAGCAAUCGUAGUGGUCAACUAUUGAAUACAUGCCGUUUGAAUUUAUUUUUUUACUUUCUAGCACAUAUAAAUAUGUAUUAUUUGUGAAUAUUAGAUUAGUGUCUCUCUCUCUCUCUGUGUGUGUGUGUGUAAGAGAGUGAGUGAGUGUGUGUAUGUGAGUGAGUGUGAGUGUGUGUGUGUGUGUAAAGAGGUUUUUUUGUAAAUGAAGAAUAUGACUUAGGUUUAUAAGUUGCAUGCACCUCUGUAACUUAGACCUUUUGUAAAAUACACCAUAAUACCGUUUUAAAAUCACCCAAGUGGAACCCAAGUAGCACAGCAAAAGGCAUGCUUAUUUUCACAGUAGACCAAAGCUAGAGCAGAAUAACUAGCAUCACAUAUCAAUUUCAUUGUCUCCAGCAUCAUUAGGUCCUUAGUUUUGUCAUCAUACUGCUAAACUAUUUCAUUUGUAUUUGGUCUAUAUUUUCUUAUUUUAGUCAUCAUUAUACUUACAAGUGUCCUACUAUUUCCUACAACCAAAAGCAAUACUUAUAUUAGCUUUAUGUUAACCUGUGAUAUACAGAAACAUUUUGAGAAAUGGCUGCCAUCAGCCAGUGUUAUAAACCAAACGAGUCAAGGUACAUACCAACCUAUUAUUGUGAAUAAGCUGGAUUAUGUUCUGAUGCUGUAUGUAAAAAUUGAGUGCUUCCACCUUCAACCAUUAUUCUGAGGAGCGAGAAUGAUGAUGAUAAUAAUAUGCUUUAUAGUUAUACGGUUGAGAGUUUAUAGUGUGUGUUGCUAGAUUUGGAGUGGCUUUGCUGGAGAUCGAACGUGCUGGAACUAAGAACUGACCAACGGAAUAUCACCUGGAGGGAUCACUUUGGCUCCUGCCAUAUUACGCUGAGACGGUUGAUCAAGGAUCAAGUUGUCACUUUUUUAUUGGAUUUGUGAGCAUUGUGACAGCAAAAACCCAGGAUAGACACUUCUUCAAAAUGUGUGAGGUGACGGCGGAAAUGGCCUCAUAGAAGACGUUCUGUGUAGAUGGGUUUUAGCAGCUCUGUGAUCGGACCUUUUCCAGCAUGUUAAAACACAGACCAAAGCAGUUAGGCAGGGGGGGACAGUAUGCCAGAUCAACUCACGCCUCCACAGGCUGCUUCUAUAUAUGAUUGGGUCUCUACACGCCAGCCAUGGUGUAGCAGAUGUUGAGCAGAAGUCAGUGUGUUUUUCUUGUUGUUAUUGUGACAUUGUCUGUCUAAUCUUGCUUUCUUACUUUUCGUUUGGACAAGAAGCUUGUGUACAAGCCCAGUGAAAUUCACUUUCCACAAGCGUCCAUAGUAUACCUUAGAGAAUAAUCACUCCUUUGUUAAUUCAUACAGUAUUUUAGCAAAUUAUUGAACAUGUCGUAAGCGUUCAUGUGACAUUGUCGUCAAAUGGUUUAAAACUGAUUUCACUAUACCCAGCCCGCUAGCAUUCGGAGCUGAUACCCCUUCAAGUGUGUUGUAAAUGGAAUGAAAUGCUUUCUGUGUGUUUUGCUUUUGUGAAUAUCCCCGUUUGAAAUUCCCAGCUACGUCACUGCCCGGUGCCCUCUGACCCUACUGCUGACUGUGAUAUACCUCACAGGCAUAUUGUAUACUGUUGCACUUUUCCCCCCUCUAGUUUUCGCCCUUUGGGUUAGUUUUUGUUUGAACUGAGGAGUUGCUGUUGCUGUGAGCAUUUUUGUGUCUGUUUCUGUGGCGACAUGAAUGUUGAAGUUGGGGAGAAAGGUUGAAGGGAAGAUAAAGGUAUGAAGUGUAUUCCAAGGUACAGUAUGAUAGUUACUCCCAAUACCAGAAGUUAUCCUCCUGAUUUGUAAUAUGCGUUAUGAUUAUGUACAUUCAGAUGAUCUAUAUUUCAAUAAAUGAUUUAAACAAUGUA